Molecule: messenger RNA, 1223 nt
Organism: Zea mays
Lineage: Eukaryota; Viridiplantae; Streptophyta; Magnoliopsida; Poales; Poaceae
Product: ethylene-responsive transcription factor TINY
Exons: 1
Coding region: 156-923 (255 amino acids)
Biological process (GO): regulation of DNA-templated transcription
Molecular function (GO): DNA binding; DNA-binding transcription factor activity
Source: RefSeq, marked validated
GUCCGUGUCCGUCCUCUCGAUCUCUACAGCAGCUAACUAGCUAGCCACCAUUGCACCACGUCUUUCCUCUCUGUCUCCAUCUCUUGCUCGAUCAUCAUACACACAUACCCGAUCGACUGCUCCAGCCUCCAGCUCGGUGUCGUAUAGUAGUGUAUAUGGCAAUGAGCGAGCCGAGCUCCGACACCUCGUGCACGUCCUCCUGCUCGUCCGGACCCUCCACGUCCACCAGCCCGCGCGCGGCGCCCUCCGCCGCCGCCGCCGCCGCAUCGGGCGGCGGCAAGAAACGUCCGCGCUCAGACGACGGCGGGUCCAGCUCCAGCUCCGCCCCGGCGUACCGCGGCGUCCGCAUGCGCGCGUGGGGCAAAUGGGUGUCGGAGAUCAGGGAGCCCCGCAAGAAGUCGCGCAUCUGGCUGGGCACCUUCCCGUGCCCGGAGAUGGCGGCGCGCGCGCACGACGCGGCCGCGCUCAGCGUCAAGGGCGCCCGCGCAGUGCUCAACUUCCCGGGCCUCGCGCGCCACCUCCCGCGCCCGGCCUCCCUCGCGCCGCGCGACGUCCAGGCCGCCGCCGCGCGCGCCGCGCUCAUGCACCACUCGUCCGCAGGCUGCUGCUGCUGCGGUGGCGGCGGCGGCGGCGGCUCUACCGCCACCGCCACCUCGUCCUCAUCCUCCUCCUCGGCGGCGGCGGACGUCGGCGGCUGCGGCCAGCGGCGAGAUGGCGCCGCUGCGCACGACGAGCCUGAGCCUGAGCGGCAGCCCCUAGAGGUGGCCGCCGAGCUGGUGUUCGACGAGCUGGCGCCGCUGUGGGUGGAGGACGUGGUGGAGCUGGGGCCGUCCGCCGAUCACCCGUGGCCGUGGACGCCGUGCGAUGGGCUCGACAUCGCCGCCGGCUUCCACCCUCUCCCUCUCCUGUGGGACGACUACUAGCUCGCCUCGCCUCGCCUCGCUUGUGCAUGGCCUUCAACCGUUCUGGUUCUCUGUUUCGUGUUUGUUUUCCAGUGCAAGCCUGUGUGGUCUUUGUCUUCUUUUUUUCACUUGUUUUCAUCCUGUUAUUCUAUCCGUGAAAAGGAGAGAGAGAGAGAGAAAAAAAAGAACACUGCCAUUCCUUCUCCUCCCAACGCAAGGAAAAACUAGCUCGUAAUUUCUUCGUGCGACACUGUUACCCACGAAAGGGGGUUAAGAUUAAACGACAGGUUUACUAUGGAAGCACUGAUUCCGGCCGGAUCC